Messenger RNA from Leptosia nina, 1575 nucleotides. NCBI's taxonomy places the organism in Eukaryota, Metazoa, Arthropoda, Insecta, Lepidoptera, Pieridae. The record is from the annotation of a GenBank genome assembly.
AUGGUAGUUAAUAUUUCUGAUUCCGAGUCGACAGUGACCGCACCUGACGACAGACCAUUAAUUAGCAACUCUUCUACGGACACUGCACCUACUUUAAGAGCUUAUAGUUCUGAUAGACAGGAAGACGUUAAUCCUGGUGGAACCAAGCAUACCAGUCACGAAGAUCCCAUCCUUGAAAUUCCCAUUAGUGAUGAUCCUUUAAAUAUUUUUCGACGACAAAUUGUUAUAAAAAUCACGUCUACUUCAACUAAUACAAAACCUACUGUUAGCAAGCCUUUUGAAGGAUAUUCGAAAGUUUCUGUAACUAUAAACGAGGCUAACCUAGAAGAAUCAGUAAUCAGCUUAAUUAAAAAAUACGCAGAUCCAAAAAUUCGCACAGGCAUAUUAGUUCAACCUUUAAAACAUAUGUAUGACGUUGUUCCUAUAGUGCAAAAUACAUUUAAAAGUGCAGCCAUGAAACUUGUUCUUGUAAAGCGACAAAUUGAGAAUAUAUCCGACUAUCUAAAUCAACAGGACACAAUUCGAAAGUAUCACGAAGGUAAAACAAAUCAUCGUGGCAUUAAUGAAACUUAUCAAUCGCUUUCGCAGCGUUAUUUUUGGCCUAAAAUGAAAGUUGACAUAGCAAAAUUUAUUAAUUUGUGUGAGACAUGUAAUUGUGCAAAAUACGAUCGUAAGCCCAUAAGGCAACAGUUCAAGAUCGUACCGCCUCCUUCUAAACCUUUUGAAAUUAUACAUAUGGACGUAUUAAGUAUUGACCAUGACAAGUACCUAACGUUAAUUGACGCUUUUUCAAAGUAUGCACAAGCAUAUAGACUAAAUGACUGUACUGCACCGAAUAUCAUUAAAUCCUUACUUUCCUUUAUUUCCCAUCACGGUUCACCAUUAUCAUUAACCACCGACCGUGGUACUGAAUUUACGAACCAGGUUUUUGCGGAAUUUCUAAAAUUACAUAAAAUUAAUCAUCAUUUGGUAGCUCCACAUACACCAAACGAAAACGGUAUGAUUGAACGCUUUCAUAGUACCCUUCUAGAACAUUUAAGAAUAUUAAAACUUGUUCACAAAAAUGAACCGACUUCAAACCUUAUACCAUACGCGAUUUUAGCAUAUAAUAGUUCUAUUCAUAGUUUAACAAAAUGUAGACCUUUUGACAUCAUAACGGGACAUUAUGAUCCUAGAGAUCCCACGGACUUAAAUUUAUCGGAAAGACUUAUGCAACAAUAUAUGCAGAACCAUAAAAGUAACAUGCAGACAAUUUACAAUAUAAUACAUGACUCAUCAUUCGCGGAACGUGAAGCUAUCACUUUACGACAUAAUUCUCACAGAGAACCUGAGACAGACUAUGCACCUGACCAAACGGUUUACAUAAAUAAUCCUAUGACUUCUCGACGUAAAGUAGCUCCACGAUACUUAGCUGAUAAAGUGGUAUCCAACCAACCUAUCCAUAUUUACACCUCAAAGAAAAAGUUACCUGUUUCCAAAUCCCGUCUUAAACGGUUACCAAAAAGCAAUAAUUUGUUGCAGACUCCUCCUGACACUGAUGCUGGGCCUAGUAAUGGGUCAAGACAUAAAACUUGA